UGCCGGCUCAAGAGCACUAUAAAAAGCUCGAGCUGCAUAUAUGAAGCCCUAGAAGUCGAACAGCUCUAUGCAGUUGCCGGAUACGCCCCGAUUAAAUAGUUGCUUUUUCUCUUGUCUGUGUUCAGAGUUGAAUUUAAGUAUGUCGAAAUUGGUGCUCUACGGCAUGGACAUAAGUCCCCCAGUGCGUGCCUGUCUUCUGACCCUGCGUGCGCUCGAUGUGCCCUUUCAAUAUAAAAUCGUUGAUCUGUUGAGUGGCGAGCAUAGAACUGAUGAAUUCAUGCAGAAGAAUCCACAGCACACGGUGCCCCUCUUGGAUGACGACGGUACCUUAAUAUGGGACUCUCAUGCUAUCUGUUGCUACCUGGUGGAUAAGUAUGGAAAAUCUGACGAUCUUUAUCCGAAGGAUCUAGUGAAGAGAGCUAAGCUGGAGCAGCGCUUGUAUUUUGAUGCCAGUGUUCUCUUCAUGUCGUUGAGGAACAUAUGUGCGCCAUAUUUCCAUAAGAAGGUCACGACAGUGCCCCAGGAGAAGAUWGACAACAUUAUCGAUGCUUAUGGUCAUCUGGARACCUUUCUGGGUGACAGUCGUUAUUUGACUGGCGAUACUGUGACUAUUGCCGAUUUCUGCUGUGCCGCUACAGCAUCUUCUUUGCCUGCCAUGGUGAGCAUCGAUCCGGAGAAGUAUCCAAAGAUUACCGCCUGGCUGGACCGUCUCAGUGAGCUUCCAUACUAUAAGGAGGCCAAUGGGAAUGGUGCUGAGGAGUAUAUUGAAAUGCUUAAGGGUGCAUUUACUAUUGUCUAAAAAAAUAUUAAUACUUUUUA
Messenger RNA from Drosophila arizonae, 819 nucleotides. RefSeq names its product glutathione S-transferase 1 pseudogene. Lineage: Eukaryota; Metazoa; Arthropoda; Insecta; Diptera; Drosophilidae. The record is from RefSeq and is a predicted model, not a curated record.